Messenger RNA from Seminavis robusta, 5306 nucleotides. Lineage: Eukaryota; Bacillariophyta; Bacillariophyceae; Naviculales; Naviculaceae. The record is from the annotation of a GenBank genome assembly.
AUGGAAUUGCUCCCAAAACUCAACAGAGGAAAUGUUGAGGUUGUCCCUGCUCCAAAACAUCAGCAGAGGACCCUGCUGGAAAAACUGAAGCAGUGGAUAUUGCUCCCAAAACCUCAACAGAGGAAAAUGUUGACAGAAGAAGAUGUCGAGGUUGUCCCUGCUCCCAACACACCAGCAGAUGACGCUGCUGGGAAAACUGAAGCAGUGGACAUUGCUCCCAAAACCUCAACAGAGGACGAUGUUGAGGUAGUCCCUGCUCCCAAAACAGCAGCAAAAGACCCUGCUGGGAAAACUGAAGCAGUGGAUAUUGCUCCCAAAACCUCAAUGGAGGAAGAUGUUGAGGUCGUCCCUGCUGCCAAAACCUCGACAGUGGUCCCUGCUGCUACUACUACCACUGAAGAGGACACGGAGACAAAGGUCGACUCUGUAACUGAAACAUCAGCAGUUGGCACACGCGCGAAAACCUCAUCGUUGGACCCCGAUGCUAAAAAGACUGCAGAGAACACUCCGAAUAGCCACUCCGCAAACAAUGACAAAGAAUUGCAGGAAGGUCCACAAGACACGCCUGCGUCGUCACAGAACGAGCCCUCUGUACCCGGCACCAUCAAAUCACAGGACAAGGAUAACGCUGUCGAAGAUCAAAACACUACUGCAGCUUCGUGUGGAAACGACGAGAUCGAGACAGUUGGAGUAGAAAAGGCGCACGUAACAGUGAAGCUACCAAGUGCUGCGGUAGACUCAUCUUUGGGCGCUACAAGUAGUAGUGCGCUUGCCGAAAAUGUCAUCGAGGGUGGUGCAGUCAAAGACAAGAGCCUCACGCCCUUAAUGUCGCCUGCACCAGCCGUUGACGCAAAAGAUGAGCGCAAACUUGACAACGACGGCGACAAACCCGCAAGUGGCAUUUCGGAAAAGAAGACAGCUCCAGAGGGCCACACGAACGACACUGACGAGAACAACUCUGACGAAAACAACUCUUCCGGUGAUCAUAACCCGGGUACGCAGGUCGAGAAAUCGGAUAUUCAGAAGACGACUGACAAAGGAGAAGGAACGUCGGUAGGGGAAUCGAAAGCCGCCUCCGGCGCCCAAGAUGCGACUACAGCUGUUCCCACAUCUCUUGGUCCAACUGCCAGCGGCGAGAGUACAGGUGCAGACAACGAAACGCCAAAUGACGGAAAUCAACCACCCCGUGUGGAAAGUAUGCCCAAGGCAAGUGGUGAUUCGGAGCAGAAAGUGGCAAAUGCUAGCGGUAGUGCUGCCCUUCACGCCGUUAAUUCUGGCAAGGAAGAAACGGGUGAGAAGAACGAGGUUCUGGAUGUGCAGCCGGGCGUUGCAGCAAGCCAGCGAAACGAUGUGGGUGAAGGCGGAGCUGGCGACAAGGAUCGCGCGACGGUUGAUAGCGCAGCAGGAAAAGAGACGAGCGGGGGAAAUGCGCCAGAUGAUGUCGUAUGUGAGAGCAAAGAAGUACCUGCCGUAGACACAAGUGAUCAAGACAACGACUCGUUCCACACUCCCCUGGAGCACACUGAGGACGAACCGGUUGAUUUUGAUGCGAAGGAGAAGGAAACCAGCCAGGAAAAGACCGAUCAGCAGCAGUCAAUAGGUGCGGAAGUUGCCGAAAAGGCCAAUCCAACGGCAGCUGCUCCAAAAUCACACACUGAUGCCCAUAUCACAGCAACUGUGGUCCAAAAGCCAGCACCGAUUCCGAAGCUUUCACCCGAGGCCAGCGCUGCUCCGACAAACUCCAGCCCUCCUACCGAAGUUCUCGUCUCUGCAAACUCCCCAGUACCACCCAUUGGAGGCAACACUGCUCAUCCAGAUGUAUUGGCGGAAAAAGACGAGGGCUCAAAUAGCCAGCCAUCGUUGCAGCACGGGGACGACAAGCCGCCAUCGUCCGUUCCCUACGGAUCUGACACACCAAAGCCCGCUGAGGCAGAGGGGCCCGUGACGCUGAAGUCAGAGUCUCCAAACGUGCCUGCUGAACCAAAGCAACCUGUGGCCACUACCGCGAGCAGUCAUGCCUCCUUGCCUGCAAAGAAGCAGCUUCCUGAGGCAACAACAACGAAGGCACCAGCGUCAGAUUCAAACGCAACCGAAGCAGAGUUGCCUGCCUCGAAGGGCGAUAGCAAAAGCGAAGUCGCUUCCACGAAGGUCGCUGAAGUUGAAACUGUCGAGCCAAGCAAUUCAAAGGACGACACUGUUCUGCCCAAGGAUGCGGAUGCAGACAAGAAGACUCGUGAAGUUCUUGAGCCCGCAGCGUCGACAAAGGUUGAUGCAACCGAUGAUGUUCUGUCUUCGUCGAUUGCGCCUGUUGCGAAUGUCGCGGACACAGAGAAUAACGAACACUCGCUGGUGGCCUCACCACACCACCCAUCAGAGGCAAGCGAUCGUCCUGCUAUGUCUAAUGCCACUGGAGAAAAGAAGCGAUCGAGAGACACCGAGGAUUCUCUGACAGCUCAGCCCGAAGAUUCACAACCCCACAAGAAAGCACGAACCCCAAAUGCCGAUACCGGUACUGAUAAGCGAUCACAAUCUGCUGUUUCUGGAGAUCCGACGAAGGUCGAUGCGGUUGAUGCUGCGAAGGGCGCGUCUGAUUCCCUUGAUCCCAGCAAAGGAUCGUCAAAGUUGCCCAAUGCUGUCCUUCAAGGGAAGACAGACUUAGCCUCCAAAGCACACACCGCGGGGGAUACUUCUGCUGGAGCAAUGGCGACGACCCCAGGCACUGCCUUGAAUGAAUCUCCUGGUCAAACGAAGAUUGUAUCGGAAGACAAGGCCGCUGUGAAAGAAGCCGCUUCGGAGAGCCAGGAAAACUCGAAAGCCAAGGCUGACGCGCAGGAUCCUUCAGUCGAAUCAAUAUUUUGGCCACCGAAGCCCACCGAGCCAGAACCACGAGUUGAACCCAAGCGCUGUGAUGUUAAUAGAUUGAAAAUGGCAAUCUUCUCCGCAAGCAGCUUGGUGCACAGAGGAAGCGGUUUUGAGAAGCUUUUCUCUCAAUAUUGGCGUUCUCUUUCGUUGAUCGUUGCCGCAAGGGAGAGCGAUGACCUGCCCAAGCUGCGUGGUGUUGUAAAUGCCUUUUUGAAGACCAGGAAAUUGCAGAGGCUGCAUAACAAAUUGAUCAUGGCCUUGAUUCGACGUAGCCAUCAGGAAAUUGUUCCCGUCAGCGAAGUGACUGGUGUCGUACCAUCGUCUUGCCGUGACAGGGUGGAGAUCCUUCCCGUUGGCAAACGCAAACGUCCCAAGGAGGUAGUCAAGCCACCAUCAAAAACGAAAGAGACGCUUGCAGUGCCCGACAAAACAGGACAGACAUUUCCGCGACGACCAGCGCCAUAUGCCCUGCCUCUGUUCCAGGAUGGGACACAGCAAGACGUCGAGCGCGUGCCGCUCGAAAGCGAUCAGUCUGCUUCGAUGCCUGGAGCCAUGGUCGUCGAUCCUCGUGUCCGUGAAAUUGUGCAUUCUGAGGGCAUGCGUGUAUCAGAAAAUGCUGUUUGGCUUUUUGUUGUCGCGGUCAAGGAGUACGCUAAAUCAAUGAUCAGCAAGACAGUUCAGUCUAAAGAAGCGAUUCGAAAGCAUCGGAUACCUCCAAAACCAGAGUCUCGAACAAUUCUCUGCAAACCAAACCCAAAGACAAAGGCAAUCUCCAAAAAAGACAGUCACGACAAGAAGUCCAAUGCGAAACGAAAAGUGAGCUUGGACCAAAACAGAGUUAUCUCGGCUACCGAUCUUUCGAUGGUAGGGGGCAAGAUGCAAAUGGGCCCAAUCGGUUCUUUGGGCGGGACGGUGUCACGGCUUGCAUGCGAGCGUACAACUUUUGCACCAACAAACAGUAACAACGUUUUGAAAGGUGGUGCUUUUGACGAGGUUCGCAGCUUCUUAACCAGCGAGCUAUGGUCGGCUUCUUUGGAAAAGCAAAAUGAACUGAGAGGACGUCGUCUUCAGGCGAAAAGCUCAGCGUCGCCAAAGCCCCCAAAUAACGAAGGCCAGAAUGAGAAUGCUUCAGCCAAAAAGGAAGACUUCUCUGCGCCCAAGCCAGCUGCAAAACAACAGACAACUGCCGCAGAGCGAAGGACAUCGAGGUCGCCUGUCCCUGGUUUGGGAAGAGGAGGCAAGAAUCUCGGUCUCGGAAGAGGUGCGAAGAAUCUGGCAGCACUGAUGGCGAGAACCUCCGCAGCAGCACCUAGACCCGCUAACCCCCCCAGCGGCGCACCCAAGCCAGCUGCGUCAUCGGAGCCAGCUCAAAGCACCACUUCCAGUGCAGCAGCCGCUGCUGUUGAACCUAAGCAAGGUGCUACGGCGCCAUCAGCAGCGGCCCCUUCGUCGACGGCUACGUCGGCCAGUUCAGCUGCUCCUGUCAACCCGGCUUCAGCAGUAGUUCCUGUCCCGGCUCCCGCCCCUGCUGCUGCUCCUCCAGCUGCUGCCACCCCCCCACCUCAAGAUCAACCUGCCACCACCCCGGAGAAGAAAGGCAACCCGAAUCAAGUCGUCAGACGUGGCCGAGGUCUAGGAAAGAAAAAUCUGGCUUUCAUGAGAGCACGAGUACCGGCAGUGAAGCCAAAUGAAGCCAGUGACGAUGGUGGAAACGCCAAAACAGGCAACGCCCCGGCCCCAGGUGGAGGCCCUGCACCAGCAAACGUUUCACCUCAGGCGUCGACAGCAGCGACCAGCGCCUCUCAGAAUGCGAGCGCUACAGUGGCGCAGGCUACUGCACAGACACCAUCAUCUGUUUCUACCACCCGUCAGAGCUGGGCGGGCCCGCAGGGUCCCCAGCAGUUUGCCACUGGCGUUUCUGCAGCAAGUGGCAACACCAUGAUGAAUGCAAUGGCACCGAGUAGACCCGGUACAAUUCCCGCUGCCAAACCACCAGUCCAGGUCGUCAAGCCUGUCAAUGGCCAAGGGGGCAAGAAUCUGAAUGCCAUGAUGCCUCCACCUGCUACUGGUCGCUUGCCACAAAAUCCUUCAAACCAAAUGGUGGCGGGAACUAUCCCGCAUGCGGGUAACGCCAUGCCCUCCAGCGCAAACCAACCGAACCAAAACCAAAGCACGAAUCCCAACAAACCAACCCAAGUCCCUCCACAAUCCAACCUAUGAAUCUAAUAAUGAUGGAAGUCGCUUGGAAUUAUUGCAAGCGAACGUACGAAAAGCAAACUAAACUUACGAUACGAGUACGGGGAAGCCAAUCCAACCUACUGAGGCCGGGGAUCCAGAAUUGGAGAGAGGAAAUAGCUAGACGAGCAAAUGUCACCAAUAUAAUAGCCUGUACAAUAUAGAGUUCUUUCAUUAGUGCUUUUUUAAAAGCGUGUUCAUCUCUGGCA